Molecule: messenger RNA, 5150 nt
Organism: Cheilinus undulatus (humphead wrasse)
Lineage: Eukaryota; Metazoa; Chordata; Actinopteri; Labriformes; Labridae
Gene: itprid1
Product: ITPR interacting domain containing 1
Exons: 17
Coding region: 210-4247 (1345 amino acids)
Molecular function (GO): signaling receptor binding
Source: RefSeq, a predicted model, not a curated record
AAGCAGAAUUUACUUGUAGGGCUGAGAGGUUUAACAAGGUCAUUUGCAUGCGGCAGCAUUUCUCUAACAUGUUUACAGAAGUGGGAGAGGAGCUGAAUAAGAAGUGCUGCUGCGGCUCAGACGGACGGUGUCUGAGGAAUCUCACCUCUGUCUGCUGAGCUUCUCACAGGAGAGACAAUGUAACUGAGCCACUCUGUAGUGUUCUUUCAAUGGCUUCUGAUGAAGUGGUGGCAAAGAGGGCCAAUCUGGUGGCCUCCAGAAUUCAGUGGGGCCAUGCAGACCUUUCUGAAUGCACUCUGGACCCUGAGACUCAAGGAAGUUCAACCAAUGACAGCGUCAGGAAAUGGCUCUCUACUGCUGUCACUGAGGAAGAUGCAAAGCAUGAGCCACUGCGGAAAUCUCCAGAGUCUGUGAAGAGGAACACCAGCUGUGACGAUGACCUGGCCCUGGGUGUAGAAGCGUCUUUAUAUGGUAUCCAGAGAGUGAGGACGGUGCAGGAUUUUCUCCGGUGGACCAGGUCAAGUCCAUCUGUCAGCAGGUGGAACAGCUUCAACUCAACAACUUCAGAUCACUCAGGACCACUGAGUGUGAUGGACAUACUGAACCUGUGGAAUGAUGACCCAGAAGAGGUUCUCCUGGAUCUGGGCUUUGGCUGUGAUGAACCUGACCUCUCUGGGCGCAUACCUGCUCGAUUCAUGAAUUAUCAGUCCCAGGCUCGAGGGAUAAACCUGCAGGUAUUUCUGGAGGCCCAGAAGAACCGGCUGGACUUGGAAAAUCCAGAUGUCAGCAAUCGAUUCAGACAAAUUGAGGUUCUCCAGCAGGUAACCACAGCGUUCUCAUCCUUGGUGGGUUCCUCCUCUGCCCUCAGAGCCCCCCAUAUCAAAGACCUUUCUCCUGAGGCUCGGGAGAGGAGGAAGCGAAUGAGCAUGCUCUUCAGACAAGCAUCAAAAAAGACUCUCAGUAACUACAAGAAACAAAAAACCCAAGAUCUCUCCCCUUCAUCUGCCUCCUCCCCUCCUCAUGCUGAGUCACAUCUGCCUCCAGCCAGCCUUGGGGACAAAGGAAUCCCCUUAAAAAGAGUAAAAAUUGGACCUGUAGAGACAACGUGUCUGAGCCCUCUGGUGGAGGAGCUAGGACCUGGUCCGGAUGUUCAGUCCCAGCCUCAAGAGGAUACUCUGAUGGCAGAAGAUGGACCGCUUAGGCCAUUGCCCCUGAGGGAAGGUCGCACUGUUUUUCUGAGGAGAAAGAGCCCGGGCCAGGUCAGGGAAUCAUUUGAAAUGGAAGAGAUCCAUAGUUUUGAUGACAACAGUGUUACAGGGGGCUUCAUGGGAGGAGCCGAAAAUCUAGUGCGAUGUGUUGCACGCAGCAGCAGCUGCCAGUCAGACAGCAGUGGUUUCCUGGAGGACCCGGUCAUCCCACCUCAGUCUCAGCAAGAAUCACCAGCACCAGAUCUCAUCAAGGCGCUGCUAGGCCUCUCAGGAGGGAGCACUGACAGCCACAACAGUGAGAGGCCUCCUUCGCCUUCUUCACCUCAUACCUCCCCAACUUUUCCUCCCCCUUCAUCUCUGACGUCUUCUUCACCGCGUCCUUCACCAGAACUACCAUUAGUCUUUGACUGUUCCCGGUCUCCGGCUUUGUUAAGUAACCCAGAGCCGGAUCUUGACAUGUCAGAGACUGGCACACCACUAGAGCAAGCACGGUCUCCUCCUGCUUCAUUCCCUGAACCAGUGUAUGAAAACUCUCCCACUUCUUUUUCCUUUCCAGAGUUAGAGGACAUGAAUGCCCAGUCUAAAACUCCCCCAUCUCCUGCCUCUGUUACCCCCAUCAGCUCUAGAUCUUCUCUGAUUAGAGUGUCAGGGGAGGUUGAAAUGGACAAGGGUAGUCCAUCCCCCAUUCUUGCUUCUGACUCUGACCCCACAGUAUUCUCUGCUGUUUCUAACGCCCCCUCUCCUUCCACUCCUCCUGCUCGCUCUUCAUUUUUAGAUCAAGCAGUUUCUUCCAUGAGUUUCUCAUCUGAGGGUCCAGGAGACACACAGGAGUAUUCUAAUCUAGACUUACUCUUUAGUACUGAUUGCCAAUCAUCUCAUCUUCCUGCAAACCCUUCUGAUUUUCAUUCUGAAGCCUUACAGGGUCCAGAAACUAAUAAAGAAAAUACCCUUACCCAAGACUUAAGAGAACGAAGACACUCUGAUAUGCCUUGUUGUAAACAAACAAAAGAGGAAAAAGAAGUGUCUUCCUCUCACUUACUUCAGUCAGACCAGGACGGACCUUUAGAUCCACCAGAUGUGAUUGUGGACUUCUCUAGGUUUGGGGACUUACAGCCAAGCCUUUCUCCAACGUGUGAGUUCUUGUCAUCAGAAUCCCACUCUCAAGACAGUCUUAUAGGUACACCAGUGGGAGUAAUAUCAGACUCAAGGGAACAGUCCUGCACUCUGCAAGAUUUAUCACAUCCUGAUAAUGACACUUCCUUGGCCUGGCCUGUCCAAGAUGGUCCUGCAGAUAUGGAUCAUGGCUCUUUCUAUGUAGAGGAUACCCUUCAGGGGGAUAGAGAGGGAAGUUUAGACGCUACUUCAGAACAUUACAGCUCACAAACAGAGAGUUUUGCUGGUCUGCCAGAAGAUCCUGAAUUAGUCCAGGACCAAAAGGAAAUAGAUCCACAGGUUCUGUCCUAUGGUUUUCAUGGUGAGCAAUCUUCUGAAAGAGAACCAGAAGAGUUGACUGAAGUCUGUCAAAUGGACUUUGACAGCAAAGAAAGGGGAUCACCAAGAACCUCCUUAGAUUUAAAUGAAGUUCUAGAGGAGCAUGACAGAAACUACAUGGAACCAAAAGGUUUAUUUGAGAUUGAGAGCUUAGACGUGGUAUUUCAAACCUCAGUGGAUGGCUCAGAAGGUGAAAACGGAGAUCUUGAUGCCUACUUUCAACAGCUUGACACUGAACGUCAAGUCUACUGGGCAGAACCCAUCCAGGUUUCCAGUCAAAACUCAUCAGGAAGCUUUGAAGCCUCAGACAGGUCUCUUGAGAAUUUACCCAAAGCACCAACAGCGUUGGACUCACCCUCAACCACAGGCAGAGCUACAUCUUCAUCAUCACCAUCAUCUCCAUCAACCCCAACAAACCCAAAGCCAUCAAGCCGCUCCGUUUCUGUCCAGAUGUCUUCAAAUCCAUCUUCUCAUAUCGUCCACAGGAGGGAUGUUCCCUGCACAGCUGAUUCCAAACACACCCUUCUACCUCCUGUCGUCCCUUUGGACACCUCCUCCCCUUUCCGUGCAGUUCAGUCGUGGACGGACUGGCAGAUUCAGAGAAAUAAUCACUUUAGGAUGUUAUCACAUGGGGCUUCUGCUGACACUGUGCUUAAUGAAGCCACUGGAGUUUCAGAAACUACACAGAGGCCAACACUGAUCUUCUCUUCAUCUCCAUCUCUGCCUCUCCUAUCUAAAGACUGGCAGUCACAUGACUGUCUCCCUGGAAUGGCUAAAGGAGAAAGUACUGUGUCAGUGUCUUUAGACAAAGGUUUGUGGUCUGAUGAGGAGGAAGAGGACGGUAUGAAUGGAAAUGAGGAUGAGAGGGACCUUUGGGAGGGAAAUCAGAUGGCCCAAACAGCGUGCUGCUGCUCCUGUGACCAUCAGGGUCUCGGCUGCAACAAGAAGCAACACAAUGUGGGUAACAUUCCUUACUCGCUGGAUGAGUUGGAAGAGAUGAUGCUGUAUCUGCAGCAGUUUCGCUCAGUGCUGAAUAACAUGGAGGAGCAGCUGUCUGAAGACCAGGCGGCAGUUUUCAGCGCUCUGUCAGAUCAGGACAGGGAGAAAGUUCGGGAUAUAGAGGAGCUGAGGCGAGCGGUGAAGAAGGAGGCUGGAGAAUUAGAGAUGCAGCUGAAUGAGCUGGCCCAUCACUAUGACGACAGCCUGAAGAUGAAGAUGCACCGGCUGUUGGAUGAGCAGUCUCUGCUCUGCACUCAGCUCAGAGUCUCUCUACCUGGGAAGGUACCCACAUCCCUGUACCCUGCCCCCAACAGGACAGUAGCCACUCAGUGCUGUCUCAACCCCAGGAUGCCCUCAGCUGAUGUGGAGGAUGCACAUGUCUCCUCCUGGAGAGAGGAUUCUCCCAGACAGUCACCUCCUGGAUCAGAUCACAUCUGUGAUGGCCUCGCUUGUUCUCCUACUAAGGCAGGGACGGUGGACUUACUGAGCUUCCUCCAGAGGCUGAAGGAGUCUUUGCGUCACUCUGUUAACAUGGACUCGCUGGAAUAAAUGGUGUCAGAGACAACACAUGGGACUGCAUCUAAUCAAUAAUACUGAAAGUUUUCCUCAGUCUCCUUCCUCUCUGGGCCAUCUAUUUCACUGAGCAGCCACAGCUGAUUUACAUUUGCCUUGAUGGACACUCUUUUAGCAAUGCUGGGACUGCAAACACUACACUUGCACUAGCUGCAUGAUAUGCAAACUUCUAAAUGACUAUUUUAAAAAAGAGGAAUAAUGAGCUAACACUGAAGCAAAAGAGACGACUCUGAGUGAAGCUGUUUAAUCAGCUGUUUCUAGGGUAAUAAAAGUUUGAGGUUUUUUUUUUUUAUAAUGAUUUUAUUUCACUUUAGGGCUCUACUCAGUGAAAACACAAUGACUUGUAUGAAUUAUUCUGCUAUAAUAAACAAUGAACACUGAUGCUGUUUGUUGUUCAUGUUCUCAAUGAGCUUUUCUUUUAUGAUAAAAACACAUCAGGCCUAUUGUGUCUGUAGAGGAGGUUUAAAAACCUUAACAAAGUGCAUCACCUCCUUCAGAGCAGGAUGUUCCAAUGACCAAAUUACAAUCCCUCAUUAAGACAUCAAAAGGCUUUGACUAAAAGGAGAGGCACAAGUGUUUUAUUUGUGGGAAAUGGAGCUUGUAUAACUGACCUGAUGCAGGAUAACAAAAAGACUUUCAACCAUGUGUUUUCCUCUGCUUAUCUAUAGCCAACAUCACUGCCUUAAAAAGUGCCACACUCAGUUUAAGAAAGGAUUUAAGAAAUAUUAAGUAAGGGUAAAUGCCUGACGAGGUGUCCAGUUAUCAGGAAUUAAUGGACGACAUGCAGCGGAAGACCAUUCUCUACUAUUCUGUUAGAGACAUGUCAAUAUUUAUCAGACAUUGUCAUGCCGGGUUAUUGGAAGCAUUUCCUUUGGCUCU